Sinocyclocheilus rhinocerous is the source of this 1965-nucleotide messenger RNA. RefSeq names its product relaxin receptor 2-like. The record is from RefSeq and is a predicted model, not a curated record. The transcript is spliced from 15 exons. Gene Ontology annotation, biological process: hormone-mediated signaling pathway; activation of adenylate cyclase activity; adenylate cyclase-activating G protein-coupled receptor signaling pathway. The coding region runs from base 1 to 1965 and encodes 654 amino acids. Gene Ontology annotation, cellular component: plasma membrane. Gene Ontology annotation, molecular function: protein-hormone receptor activity; protein binding; G protein-coupled peptide receptor activity. Lineage: Eukaryota; Metazoa; Chordata; Actinopteri; Cypriniformes; Cyprinidae.
AUGUACGGCUGGCACGACGCCACUAUGAGAUCGGUUCAGUCUGCUGCUGUUACAGUUUUUACAUCGGAUUUAUAUUUGAUAUGGAUAUUGCUCACUAUAUCGAUAACAACAAUCAAAGCAGGUCUGGAGCGCAGGCCUUCAGAAGACUGUCCACUGGGUCACUUUCCAUGUGGCAAUAUGAGCAUCUGUCUGCCACAGGUUCUGCACUGCAACGGCCAAAACGACUGUCCCAAUGGAGCUGACGAGGACAGCUGUGGAGAUAACAGUGGCUGGGCAGAUCUCUUCGACCGGACUUUUAAAAGGAUUUAUCCACAAGAUCUUGCUACAGACUGCCAAGUGGAGCAGUACCCUGAUCGCUGCCGGUGCAUAAACACCGAGAUCCACUGUGUGCAUGUCAGCUUGAGAUCCAUUCCACAGGUGUCAUCGAAUGUUACCUCCCUAUCUUUGAGCCAGAACUGCAUCUCCUUGCUUUCUCCUGGAGUGUUCAGUGAUCUUCAUAAACUCAAGUGGUUGAUUUUGGAUGACAAUCCCAUAACAACAAUUACAGCCAACACAUUUACUGGCCUGAGUUCCCUCUUCUUCCUGUCAAUGGUGAACACCUUUCUAGAACAGCUUCCACCCGCCAGACUCUGCACCCAUAUGCCCUUUCUCAGCUGGCUGGAUUUCGAGGGAAACUGUAUUAAAACUUUGGGCUUGUCAACUUUACUCGGUUGUGAACAUCUGACUGUGCUGUCAUUGAGAGCCAACCUCAUCAAGAGUCUGCCAGAGAAUACCUUCCAGUCUCUGCGUAUGAUGGAAGACCUGGAUCUGUCCAGUAACUUGAUAAAGGAACUUCCAGUCAGUAUAUUCAAGGAUUUACCCUCAUUGCAGAUUCUGAAUCUGUCCCAAUUUUUGCACAUCGGACUCUCGUCUUUUGAAGAUCUGCUUGCUAAUGUGGUUCUUCGUGUGUCCGUGUGGGUCAUGGCUUUUAUCACCUGCUUUGGAAACCUCUUUGUCAUCGGGAUGCGGACAGUCCUGCGGGCUGAGAACAACCUGCAUGCUCUCUGCAUCAAGGUUUUGUGCUGUGCAGAUUGCCUGAUGGGGGUCUAUCUUUUUUUUGUGGGGUUCUUUGAUGUGAAGUUCCGUGGCGAGUACAACAAGAAUGCUAAGCUGUGGAUGGACAGCCUGGAGUGUCGUAUCAUCGGCUUCCUGGCUAUGCUGUCCUCUGAGGUUUCCGUCAUGAUGCUCACUUAUUUGACCAUGGAGAAGUUCCUAGUCAUUGUUUUUCCUUUCAGCCACCUGCGACCGAGCAAAUGCCAAACAUUCACCGUUUUAACCUCUAUAUGGCUGCUGGGUAUCUCUAUAGCUGCAGUGCCUCUGCUUAAUGAGGAGAUGUUUGGGAAUUAUUACGGACACAAUGGAGUGUGUUUCCCUCUUCACUCUGAAGGUCUGGAGAAGCCCAUUGCAAAGGGAUAUUCCAUUGGAAUUUUUCUUGGACUUAACCUGGUGGCCUUCCUCAUCAUUGGCGUGUCCUACUCCAGCAUGUUUUACUCCAUCUAUAAGACUGGCAUCAAUGCCACAGAGCUGCGUGGACGGCUGCACAGGGAUGUGGCAAUGGCACACCGCUUUUUCUUCAUCGUGUUCUCUGACGCCCUCUGCUGGAUUCCCAUUUUCCUGGUCAAAAUCCUCUCCCUGCUGGAAGUUGAGAUACCAGGGACAAUCACGUCUUGGGUAGUGAUCUUUGUCCUUCCCAUCAACAGUGCCUUGAAUCCCAUCCUGUACACUCUGACCACCAGUUUCUUCAGAGAGCAGGUGGAACUUUUAAGGUGUCAUUGGCAUAGACAGCCAAGACUCAGACAGGACCGCAAGAGCCUCACCAGCUCUGCUAUCCACACGGACCCCUCAAGGUCUUCUUUCUGCCAUCACAACUACAACCCACAGACCAGAGCCGAUCCUCCCUAUACGCAAAAUAUGCAAGUUGCGUAG